CAACUUCUCCUCCAUAAAUAAAAUCGGUGAGGGCGGUUUCGGUCCUGUUUAUAAGGGUGUGCUCUCUUCUGGACAAGAAAUAGCGGUGAAAAGACUUUCUAAAGAUUCUGGACAAGGGCUUGUGGAGUUCAAGAAUGAGGUUACCUUAAUUUCAAAACUUCAGCACCGGAAUCUUAUUAGGCUGUUGGGAUGCUGCAUUCAUAGAGAAGAAAGGAUGUUGAUCUAUGAAUUCAUGCCUAAAAAGAGCUUAGACUUAUACAUAUUCAAUCAAACAAGGGAAACAACUCUUAAUUGGAAGAAGCGCUUUGAUAUCAUUGUGGGGAUUGCUCGUGGACUUCUUUAUCUUCAUCGGGAUUCAAGAUUGAGAAUUAUUCACAGAGAUCUUAAAGCCAGUAAUAUUCUUUUAGAUAGUGAGAUUAACCCCAAGAUAUCGGACUUUGGCUUGGCAAGAAUACUUAGAGGUGACCAAACUGAUAUAAAUACUAAGAGAGUAAUUGGUACAUAUGGAUAUAUGUCUCCAGAGUACAUAGUAGAUGGGCACUUUUCAGUGAAAUCUGAUGUCUUUAGUUUCGGUGUCAUUGUUUUGGAGAUAGUGAGUGGGAGAAAGAACACAAGAUUUGAACAUCCUGAUCAUAACCUCAAUCUUUUAGGACAUGCAUGGAAAAUAUGGGUUGAGGGCAGGCCCAUGGACCUCAUCGAUGUUUUGAUGGAGAAUGUUCCUGCAUCUGAAGUGUUGAGAUGUAUCCAAGUAGGACUGUUGUGUGUUCAAAAGCAUCCAGAAGACAGACCCUUAAUGUCAUCUGUUCUCUUGAUGUUGGAUAGUGAUAAUGUCUCCUUACCCCAACCUAAACAACCUGGAUUUUAUGUUGAAAGAGCUUUUACAGAGUUAGCUGAUUCUUCAUCAUCAUCAUUGAAUAAGCCAAGCCAUGUUUCUACUGAUGUAACUGUUACAAUACUACAGGGGAGAAGAUAA
Molecule: messenger RNA, 973 nt
Organism: Morus notabilis
Lineage: Eukaryota; Viridiplantae; Streptophyta; Magnoliopsida; Rosales; Moraceae
Product: G-type lectin S-receptor-like serine/threonine-protein kinase SD1-1
Exons: 5
Coding region: 215-973 (252 amino acids)
Biological process (GO): protein phosphorylation
Molecular function (GO): ATP binding; protein serine/threonine kinase activity
Source: RefSeq, a predicted model, not a curated record